CUGACUUGAAUAAAUUGUGAUUGUUAUUAAUCUUCAUUUUGCAAGCUUUGCCGCAAUGGAAGUGUGAAACAGCCGCCAUUAUUGGGUGACAGUAGAGCAAUUCUUCUCGUUGGUUUUUAAAUUUUGUUAUUCGACUUUUCCACCCUCACCCAGAUCUGCCCUCGCAAUUGAGCGAAUCCGUUUCCUUUUCAAAAACCAUUCCUCUUCUCCACCGCCCUCUCUUAACCUUCUCCAUACCUUCCGCUCUCCGAUUCUUCAAUUAUCGUCUUUGAUUCCUUUCCUCCGUUGUUGGACAACCUCACCGAUUCAUUUCUUUUAUUCCCGUCGCAGCGGCGGCGGCGGAGGAGGCGGCGGGGCGGCAAGGUGUGGUUAGGGUUUCUAAUUUCGCCACACCUCCCAUCUGUGUCGGUUUCUUCAAUCUCGAUACACAGGCGGCACAGUCGUUUCUGAGAAGCUCGGUGAAACUACAGCUCUACCCUCAAUGACGGAUUUGGGCCCAAUUUACUACACGGUCAUCGCGUUCCUAUGUACUGCCGGAGCAAUUGCUUUGGCGAUGCUCCACAUCUACAGGCAUCUUCUCAAUUACACGGAGCCUAUUUUUCAGAGAUAUAUUGUUCGCAUCAUCUUUAUGGUUCCGGUUUAUGCAUUGAUGUCAUUUUUGUCCCUUGUUCUGCCUAAGAGUUCCAUCUAUUUCAAUUCCAUCCGUGAAGUUUAUGAAGCUUGGGUCAUUUAUAAUUUCCUGUCACUGUGCCUGGCGUGGGUUGGUGGCCCAGGAUCAGUUGUGCUAAGUUUAAGUGGCCGUGUUCUGAAGCCGUCUCUUGGUCUGAUGACAUGCUGCCUCCCUCCCUUACCACUAGAUGGGCGUUUUAUAAGGAGAUGCAAGCAAGGCUGUCUGCAAUUUGUGAUUCUGAAGCCUAUUUUAGUUGCUGUUACGCUAAUACUUUAUGCAAAAGGGAAAUAUAAGGAUGGAAAUUUUAAUCCAAAACAAUCAUAUCUGUAUCUUACGAUCAUCUAUACAAUCUCAUACACUGUGGCUCUUUAUGCUUUGGUGCUUUUCUACAUGGCAUGCAAGGAUCUGCUUCAGCCAUUUAAUCCAGUUCCGAAGUUCAUCAUAAUAAAGUCUGUUGUUUUCUUAACCUAUUGGCAGGGGGUUCUUGUUUUUCUUGCUGCAAAGUCAGGCUUAAUAAAGAAUGCUGAAGAAGCUGCUGAGUUUCAGAACUUUAUAAUUUGUGUCGAGAUGCUUAUAGCUGCGGUGGCUCAUCUUUAUGCCUUCCCAUAUAAAGAGUACGCUGGUGCAAAUAUUGGUCCGUCACGUGGUUUGACAGGAAGCCUAGGACAUGCCUUGAAGUUAAAUGACUUCUACCAUGACACUGUUCAUCAGUUCGCACCAACUUAUCAUGAUUAUGUAUUGUACAACCAUAACGAGGGUGAUGAAGGAACAAGAAAGUACCGAUCACGAACCUUUGUGCCAACUGGACCAGAGAUGGAUGCUGUGAGAAGAAACAAGCACAUGUUUGGAAACAAACUGGAUGACAUUCAGCUGUCCAGUCUCUCGUCUUCUGGUGCAAGCACUCCCCAAAACCCUAUCGCUGUUCCAGAUUCUGCACAACCUGAUACCAUGAAAUCAUCCCUACUUGUGGAUACCACAAGUUCUUUUUCUGUUCCAUAUGAUAUGUCACUCAUUGAGAUGGAUCUAUCCAAUUACCCUGAAAAAGUUCCUGCUGCAAAUGAUACUGAAAGUAGGUGACAAGUAUGAAGGAAUUGCCUUGGGUGAGAGAUUUCCUUGUACAAAAGAAGGCGAUUGCAGGGGCAGGCAUGUGGGAACCUGCGGGGGCCUCCCAUGCCCAAUUUGGUGCUGGCACGGCCGUCAAUUUAUUGAAUUGUGUUCCAAAGCCUUCUAUUGUUUAGGUUUGCAUUGCAACUUGUAGUCAACAUCUUGGGUUUCCCACUGUAAUUUAGUGGCCUCUCUUUUUUUGGAAUAUGUUGAGACCAGGGAUUGAACCUUAUAUUUGUGAUUGAAAAGACACAUAACUCUAUCAUUGGACGAUGUGGCUGAUGGUUUUAGUGGCUUGUUUGUGGUAGUUAUCCAAGCUUGUUAACAUGCACCAUAGAUGGUGGACAGGAUUAUACUGGAAGAUUACAGUUUCAGUCAUCGAAUUUGGUUUCAGAUUCCCGCUCUAUCCCCCGCAUAUUUCAACCAUGUUUGCUUAUGUGUGUUGGUUUGCCAGUACUCACAUUGUUUGUCUGUGUAAUCUGAAGGGCGCUUGAAUUUGAUUA
Messenger RNA from Rubroshorea leprosula, 2277 nucleotides. The record is from the annotation of a GenBank genome assembly. NCBI's taxonomy places the organism in Eukaryota, Viridiplantae, Streptophyta, Magnoliopsida, Malvales, Dipterocarpaceae.